Messenger RNA from Gongylonema pulchrum, 300 nucleotides. Lineage: Eukaryota; Metazoa; Nematoda; Chromadorea; Rhabditida; Gongylonematidae. The record is from the annotation of a GenBank genome assembly.
AUGGUUGAUAUAGAACCCAAAAACCAGAUGGAGAAUGUUCGUCAAAUAUGGGCCAGAAAAGGUCCGGAAGAAAUGGCCAUGGUUGCUGCGCUGGCCGCAGAUCCAAGCAAGAAGGAUGCAUUGGCAUCGUUCGAGGAAAAUCUAACUGACUACCACCAACUCCAGUUGUUUGCGCCUGGAGAACAACUCCGGGAAAUUUUGCUUUUUAUAGCCUACCGCUACACGGAAUUGUUUCCAGAAUCGCCUGCACCACAAGUACACUCUUUCUUGGACCAUCGAUUCGUUGUUGUAAGCCACUGA